Messenger RNA from Candoia aspera, 530 nucleotides. It is a transcript of the gene ABRACL, whose product is annotated as ABRA C-terminal like. Gene Ontology annotation, biological process: regulation of actin filament-based process. The coding region runs from base 242 to 487 and encodes 81 amino acids. The transcript is spliced from 3 exons. Lineage: Eukaryota; Metazoa; Chordata; Lepidosauria; Squamata; Candoiidae. The record is from RefSeq and is a predicted model, not a curated record.
CUCAGUUGCCUUUUGUUUAGCCAGCCUCGUUCUCAGCCCCUCGCCCUCCCCAGAAGCAUUUGCUACAGGCGUGUGGGCGGCACCCCUUCUUCCGCUCACUUUCAGUCUCGUGGGGGGGGGGGGGUUCGGUCGCGGCUCUGCUCCUUCUGGCACUCCCUCACAGCCACACUUCCUCCAGCACUUUGCUUUGAACGCAGCUCCUUCUCUUCCUCCCCCCGAGGGAUCUCGCAGAGGGGUAACAAUGAAUAUUGAACAUGAAAUCAGCCUGUUAGUUGAAGAAAUUCGACGGCUGGGGACCAAGAAUCCUGAUGGGACACUGAGUGUGAAGUUUGGAGUGCUGUUUGCUGAUGAGAAAUGUGCCAACCUUUUUGAAGCUUUAGUGGGAACUCUUAAAGCUGCAAAACGACGGAAGAUAGUUAGUUAUCCUGGAGAACUGCUUCUGCAAGGAGUUCAUGACAACGUUGAUAUCUUGUUACUGCAAGAUUAAUUACUUUCUUAGCAUAUGGUAUUCUUUUGGGGGGAGGGAGAGA